AUGACUAAACAAACCGUGGAUAUCUGGGUGCAGAGUGUGCCACAUCACACUGGCAUGCAGGACUUCUUUAACUGCAAGUGCUGUCCAAACAUUUACGGAGCCCUGGCAGCCCAGGAAUGCAGAGGCACGGCUGAGGCAGUCGAGCAGCAGGCGUGGGAAACCGCUGCUCUCCUCAACCUCUGCCGGAUCCUUCCCCCUCGGGCAGAGUGUCAACACAGCCAGUGCCAGAGAUGUGUGAGCCUGAUAGUGACAGGUCCCGUCAGCAGCGCGAGCGCUUGGCAUCCUAGGGCCAGUGUGAGGCUGCUCUCUGUGGCAUGGCAUGGGCCUCCAGAGUGUUCAUACUAUCCCUCACAAAGUACAGAGAGCACACAGGACAGCCACAGUAGCACUACAGAACAACUGAACAGUUUCCACUUUGCGAUGGAUGAUUUUGAGUACAGUGUCCAAAUCUCUGAACUCGACUGGGACUCCUUCUUCCAAGCAUGUGAAGAGUGCAACAUGUUGCCCCCAGGGUUAGCAGGCCUGGAUGACUCAGGAAUGAGUGACAUGGAUGACAUGGCGACCCCGCAAACACAAACUGCCACACCAAUUACCUCACUCCAUCCAGAGCUUCGAAAUGAUGGUCCCCCUGACUCUGAAGGCUCUCCUGUGGAGGUUUACCUGAGUAAAUAUGGCUUGAGCAGUCCAGAUCAAAUUCUCUCCGGCAGUGAGGAUGACUUCCACUUGGAGGCUGUCAAUGUGUUCUUUGAGAGGUUGAAAAGUGUCUCAGUGACUGAGGAUCACACAAAUUUAGGGAGUAAAAUGGCUGGCCAUUCAAAGCGAUCUGAUGUGAAAGAAGACACUAAAGAGAUAGCAGCAUCUGGAGAAAUAUUGCAGUCAUGCAGAAAUCAGACGGCACAGUGCAAUGAUUGUCAUACCUAUAUAUAUAGUGAAUCUACCGAUGAUGACGGAGAAAUACAUAAAUCUACCUGCCCUGACACAGAGCUGUUUAUCAAAGAAGCAGACUGGUCACUGGACGUACUGAAAGAAGGAGAUAAAUGGGAGGCUCGCAUGAGGACACAAUCAGACACUGAAAAGAGUCCAUGCAAUGUUCUAGACAAUGGUAAAGAGCUCACAGACCCAAAUCAGCUUAAAGAAGCAAAGUCUCAACUAGUAACAAACAAUAAUUCUGACAUGCUAGCAGUCCUCGGUCAAGCUUCCAACAUUACCCCAAGAAGGCGAAGAAGAAAGAAAAAGCGAAUGAGUGUGGAAAUGUCGGAAAUGGAUCCAGGAUAUGAAGCACACUUGCCAAGCAAAGUGAGUGAUUCUGAUGAGGACACAUAUGGGAGAAGAGGGGAAAUGGUUCGUGAAACUCAUAUAGCCAAAUACAGUGGUUCAGGGACUGUUUCUGAGGCACCUAGUGAAUUUCUAGUACAUCCUAAAAAAAACAGUAGUUCAGAGAAUUUCUCAGUGUUUUCACAGUCAGUCCAAGUGAAGGGAGAUAUCAGGAAGUCCACACAGGUAAGUCCUAAUUUACAAGAAGAGCUCAACAGGAGUGCAGGAGUUACUCAGAAAAAGAGAGAAAUGGAUAUAAUGCCUGAUAAUAAUCUGACUGGGAAACCAACAGAAACUGGGCAGAUUGCAAUGAGCGCAGAUCUCAAAUCUCCUCAGCCUGGUGUUUCUGUUACAGAGACACCUCAAAGGGAUGACAAUCAAUCUGCACACACUAAUGGAGAUAAUGCAGGAAUUCAUUUACAGCUCAAUAACCAUUUGCCAUCAGAAGAGCCAGUGUCUAUUGGCAGCUCUGAUGUAUCGAAGGUUGAGAGAAAACCUGGAAGCAAAGAAACUCUUGUUAAAUUCUCAUUCUCAAAUCACACAGAUGAUGUCAAGUCACCUGCAGAUAGUACAGCGUUACAAAUAGCACCACUGAUACAAUCACACACUCUUGUUUACUCAAUGAUACCCAAAAGUCAAUUUGAAGAAAGAGUGACGUUAUCAGACUUUCAGUUUGAUGGGUCUAGUGCAGUAGGUCAGAGGAAAACCUCAACUUCCUGUGUAACAUUUCCUGAGUUAACAAACAACACACUCUUCUCAGCAUCUUACAAAAACACUGAAAAGAAAGAGAUUUCACCUCCUGUGACUCAUGAUGAAGUCCCCCACGAGCACAAAAAAUAUGAUUUGCCAGCCGAGGGGAAUCUGUCAGAAACAGUUCCUUUUAAGUUGUUGCCACAGGCAACUCAUGAACAAAUAAGUCACCAGAAUGAUCACAAGACACAAAUGAGCGCAGCCCAAAUAUCAGAGGCAGAUGAGACAAAUGAUGCUCCAUCAAUUGAACCAAAAGCAAAAAUUACAAAGGAAAACUUGUCAAAAAAUGCUGGCGUCUCAAAUACAUCUGUGAAUCCACAAAAUGAAGAUUGGGUAGAAGAGAACUCCCCGUCUUUAAGAUUAAGUAAUAUGCCUGAAAACCAGGAAGGCAAAAAUAUUGAAGCUGUUCAGUCCCCUGGUUUCAAAGAGGACAGAAAUGAAGAACUGUCUCUUAAGGGGCAGACCAAGGAAUACGAGUCUCUGAUACAUACCCUUGACCCAGACAGUCAUCUUUCAGUUUACUCAAAAUCAGAACCCACCUUGUCUAAUAUUCCUACAAGCAAUGAAGAACAAAAAGGUUUCGUUCUCUCUGUAGAUCCACCACCAUGUUUUUCAUCUAAAGACCAUGACCUGUCACCUACUAUAGUACAACAUUCACCAUCUCCAUCUCCUGAUAUAACAGAUGGAGCCAAAAGUCUAGAAACACUAGAUACUGAUUCUGUAAGUCAACCCACACCUCCUGUAUAUGCUAUAUCUUCCUUCUGGAAUGAAAUGGAGAAGCUGACCAUAAAUGACAUAUUGCGACUACGUCUAGUUAGCCAAGCUCAGCACCCCAGUGUACUACUCCAGUCAGAUGACAGCAGUAUUGCAGAGGUGACAGAUGCAGCAGAUUCAGGAUAUUUUACACACUCGGAUGAAUCCAAGCCAGACCACUCCAGUGGGGAUAUGUCAUUCAUAUCUGACUUUGAUGGAAAGGUUGCACAGCUCCUAAUUCCAGAUGCAGCCAAAGUAGAUGAGGGGAUAAAUGAGUCUCCUAAACCAACAGGCGUAAUUUGGGAAAGUGAUCCAAAUCUGUCUGGAACUGCAACUGGAAUGGAAGACGUGAUUCAUUUGGAUACAGCCCAUUCAUCAUCUCUCUUUAGAAAUAAGUCCAAUCACUGCUUCAGGAAGAUGUGUAAAAAUAUUAGUGUCCAGAACUUGCAAACUCUUGAGGGCCAAAACUUGGGAAAAAUCUGGAGAAAUGCCUCUGUCCACUCCAUCCAUUCUGUUUAUGCCACUCAUCCUGAAGUUGAGGAUGACUAUGUAGAUCCAUUUGAUCGUGUUGAAACUUCAUCCCCAGUGUAUCUCUCUGAUGAGGAGGAGACGGACAGCACUGGCAUCACUUUCUCAGAGAUCUUUGAGUAUCUGUUUGGUACGGAUGAACCCAAACAAUCUGUCUCUGAGGCCAGCAGUGUAGAUGAUUCUUAUCUCAGUGGAACUGACACCUCUGUCCCUGAGAUGUAUGAACAUUUCUUUUCAGAGUUUGAGCCUGAAAGUUUCUAUUUCCCACUUGCAGACAACAACACAAGUACUAACGACGAGCUGGUUCCCAUCUUCUCCUCCUCACAUUCAGCAACCAGGAAUGUCCAGUUCCCUGAAGUGUAUGAUUACUUUUUCCCAGAUGAUUCCCCUGUUCACUCAGAUGAAGAUGAGGAACCUGAGCAUACAGUCAUCCGAGUGGUCACACGAUAUGAUCACAACCCAACCAAGAAUCAUGACUCUGUAACAGCCUCAGACCCAUACAAACAGACUUUCUCUGAGAAAGAUAACAGUUGGAACUUUGUGUGGACAAAUCCUUUUUCAUUCAGGAAAGUCCGGCGCACAGGAGUUACAGUCCCAAGUGAGGAGUCAAGUUCUCGGGCUCUGACUCCUGUAAAAAAUACUGGCAGGUCAUUUCGUGGAGGAAUUCAACCAAUAUGCAUAUUUGGUGCUGAUGAGAGCCCAUUUCCAGACCCACUGAUUUUCAACCUGGAGAACCGCAUCUUCAGACAGCUGGCAGAACAACAGAAGAUAUACAGCGAAAUGCAGACAGUUGUCGCUGAUCCAAGGGUGGAUGCACCACUAUUGCCCAUUAAACAGGCAGAUAUGUGUUUGGUUUGCAUCGCCUUUGCCUCAUGGGUCCUGAAGUCAGUCAACCCUCAAGGAGCUGAUACAUGGAAAGCUGUUCUCUUGGCGAAUAUAAGUGCUCUGUCUGCCAUCCGAUACCUCAGGAGAUUCACGAGGGAUGAGGCGGCCAAGAUUUCUCCACUGCGUCAGAUCAAGCCUGCAUAAAUCUGACCACAAGCUUCUGAGUGUUGCCAGGUCACCUUUCAGUCAGUCACUCCUUUUUCCUAUGUAACCCAACCCAGAGCUGAUGCUACAUAUCAUAAUCUGUGCAUGCAAAAAUACCAUGUGAUUAAUGAAUAGCCUUUAUCUAUAAGCUGGCUCAUGAUAAUGGGCAUUAGCUUUCAUGUUCUUAAUGGAACGCAUCGUAAUCAUGCAAUAUAAUAUAAAAUGACCAAACCUUUAGAUUUCAUGAGCAGUGUAUUACAGUUGAGUCAUCUUUUGUUGGCAAAGUGGAUCAGGUACGUUUUUGGUCAUUAGUAAGGUAAUGUAAGUGAGAGGGCAAGUUAAGAUGUCAAUCAUGAGGGAAGAUAAGGGCAUUAACUUUGAUCACAUGUCUUCUAAAAUGACCAAUCCUGUGAUGAAAGCUAUAAGUGAUACUGAGGUGAAAAUGCAUUUGGCAGAAGGUAGAAAGGAAGAGUGAGAAAAGACAGCUGUACAGUGCCUUGUAGAAAUUAAAUAAAUGGAAUUAAAAAAUACUGAAAUUUGGGUCCAAGCACCAAAAAAUACCUUUGGUUGUGGCACCACAAAAGAUUAAACAAUAUCAGUUCUCAAAACCUGAAUGAAAGUUCUUACAGAGCAAAUACUGCUAUGUGAUAUAAAGCACAAUUGUUGUGAUGAUAGGAAUAAAUUAUCUUAGGAACUUAUAAUGUCUUGGUGUGUAAGUACUCAUAUCUAUCCUUACAAUAAUAGUGCACACAUCAUACUGUAUAUUUAGUGUCAUCUUUAUUCCUCUGUUUUUUUGUGUGUUGUUUUUCUUCUUGGAGAGUCGUUGUAAGAUAAU
Hemibagrus wyckioides is the source of this 5209-nucleotide messenger RNA. It is a transcript of the gene perm1a, whose product is annotated as PPARGC1 and ESRR induced regulator, muscle 1. Gene Ontology annotation, biological process: regulation of DNA-templated transcription; response to muscle activity. Gene Ontology annotation, cellular component: cytoplasm; nucleus. Lineage: Eukaryota; Metazoa; Chordata; Actinopteri; Siluriformes; Bagridae. The transcript has 6 exons. The record is from RefSeq and is a predicted model, not a curated record. The coding region runs from base 1 to 4374 and encodes 1457 amino acids.